CUGAAAGAUUGACAGCUCGAAGCCGACGCACACAGCAGUCCCGUUGUGUACAGGAGGCAAUCACAACUCACACUCAGACAUUCACCAGUUUCUUUAGGAUUUCCGCCUUCUCUGGGAUUAAACCGCUUUACUUUCGCAUAAGUUCCUGGGCGUGGAGCUCGGUGUGAAGUGUAUGAGGAUCUGCGGGCUAUGAACGCAGCGUGGACGCCUCAAACAAAGUAGAAGAGGAGGCAGAUCCGUGCGUUUGAUGGCUGCUGGGGAUGGAGCCCAGCUGCCGGCCACAGUAGCGGCCAGUCGGAGCGUGGAAAAGGCUCUGGAGGAGGCUGCUUCCAGCGGGGCUCUCAACUUGGUCAACCGCAAACUGAAGGAGUUCCCCCGCAGCGCCAGGAACUACGACCUGUCCGACAUUACACACGCAGAUCUGUCAAAGAAUCGUCUGUGUGAGCUGCCGGAGGAGCUCUGUCAGUUCAUCUCUCUGGAAACUCUGAGCCUUUACCACAAUGGCAUGCGGUCACUGUCCUCCAACCUGGCAAACCUCCAGGCGCUGACCUACCUCAACCUCAGUCGUAAUCUUCUGUCCAGUUUGCUGCCCUCCGUGUUCCAGCUCCCUCUCCUGCGAGUGCUUAUCGUCAGCAACAACAAGCUGUCUUCACUGCCCGCCUCCAUAUACUCCCUCACACACCUCCGACAGCUGGAUGUGAGCUGCAACGAGCUGCAGUGUUUGCCUCCAGAACUCGGUCAACUGGAGUGUCUGAGGGACUUGAACCUACGGAGGAACCAGCUCACAAACCUGCCUGAAGAAAUCGCCGAGCUCCCUCUUGUCCGGCUCGAUGUUUCCUGCAACCGCAUUUCCCACGUGCCCCUGUGCUACCGCCACCUGCGACACCUUCAGACCAUCUCCCUGGACAACAAUCCGCUGCAGAUGCCGCCGGCGCAGAUUUGCUCCAAGGGCAAAUACCACAUCUUCAAGUACCUUAACAUGGAGGCGUGCAAGAGGAACCAGGAGGACCUGGAGCGACACCUGAGACCCACCGGGUUCAACAGCUGUUUGUCAGACCAUGAGCUGUUCACGGGUCAGUUUGGUGGACUGGACUCUGGCUUCAACAGCGUGGACAGCGGCAGCAAAAGAUGGUCUGGGAAUGAGUCCGCAGACGACUUCUCAGAACGUUCGCUACGCCUGGCCGAGGUCAGCAGAGACCAGAGGAACCUGGAGGAGGAGGAAGAGGAGGAAGCAUCUCCCAUAGAAACAAAAAAAGUGAACGGAGAGGCAGAACAGGUGGAUUUUAUUGACAGUAGUGUGACCGAGGAAGAAGAGGAGACCAGGACGGAUCCACCCACUUCACUGGCUCAGAAUGAAGGACAUUCACCCUCCCAAACGCAAGACUCAUCAACGUGCAGAUCCAGCCUUCAUCUGGAGAUGGCUCCUCCAUCGUCCGUCUGCCCCUCUCCUUUAUCUCCCUCCAGCCCCAGCCUGGAGGAGAGGAGGCGGCCGGGCAGCCUGCAGAUCUGGCAGGAAAGAGAGCGUCUGCAGCAGCAGCAGAGGGAGAAGGCCAGUUUGCUGAAGUCAUCUACUAAAACAGGAAGUCACACGGCUUCAGCAGCACAGCCAGGAAGUAGCUCUGCCGGUGCAUCUCCAGAGCAGAACAACUGCUCUAACUCUGGCCUGAGGCAGAGAUGUGCAAGUGCUGAGCAGAUGAGCACAGCGUCACCCUCACUGUUGCUGCAGCGCUCCAACAGUAGAACAGAUGUCCCGUCCUCCCUGAAGACGCCUCAGGGUCCAUCUCAGAAACCCAACAGCUUCCUGUUUCGCUCUUCUUCACGCAGCAAUGUCAAGCCAAUAGGCGAAUUGAGCAGAAGUGAAUCCAGUGCAACGCUACGCACCGCUAAAGAGGAGAGAGCUGACAUCAUACAGCUUCGCAAGAUUCUAGAGUCUCGGUUAAAGAUCAUUCUCCCUGAGGAUCUGAGUGAGGCCUUGUCCAAUGGCACGGUCCUGUGUCAGCUGGUCAAUCAGAUCAAACCGCGCUCUGUAUUAACCAUUAACGUUCCUUCUCCAGCUGUGCCAAAGCUGAGUUCAGCCAAGUGUCGACUUAAUGUGGAAAACUUCAUCGCUGCCUGUCGCAAGCUGGGAGUCCCUGAGAGGGACCUGUGCGUGUGCUCUGACGUGCUUCUUUGUAAGCUGCCUGCUGUGCUGCGCUGUGUGGCCGCCCUGCUGGCCACUGUUACUGCCGCCACUGAGGAGGUGGGAACGGGAGAGGACGGCUCCCCUUGUCGCUCCUCGCCUUUGUCCGCCUUGUCGUCCCCGUCCUCUUCGCUACUGUCCACAGAUUUCCUCUUCUUCUACUGUGCAGCCAUGGCCCUGCUCUACGCAGUCUACUACCACCUGCUGGUCUAAAGUCUGAGGACGACGCCAGCAGCCGUCAUCAUAGACCGUAUUACAUUAUCAGCGUGUGUUUUGAGGUGUGUAUGUUCCUACUCGGUGUCUCGGCAGCACAAUAAGACCCCGACUUGUCCAAUUAGAGGUCACCAUCCUUCAUAUUCAUUGGUCCUGUAAGCCCUAGGGGCUAAAGACCCUCAUAUAAGGUUUACGUACAUUAGCCACCAGGCUUGUUUGCCAUCUACAGAUGCAUGGAUUAAUAGUUGCUGUGGUAAAGUGUAUUCACUGACACUUCAGGCUCCGCUGGGACAGACGGGUCGGGCCAGGUAGAAUCCACUUGUCAGAGCCUAACUUGCUCAGAGGAGCAAACAAAGUAGAGCAAUCUAGUCUCCGAGGAAUCUUUCUUCUCACGUUACUGAUAUCGCUCACUGACAGAGCUGCAUCUGGAGGUGAUAGAAAUCACUACUGGCAAACAAAAACAAAAUGACAUUUUAUUUGAUUCCUCAACUUGCUUCAAGGAGGCUCAUUUGAAACGAGAUAGUCUCCUUUAGUGGGAGACUAUCCUAUCGCGUUACCACAGCUGAGUAAAGCACGUAACACAGCACAUAUAACAAC
This is a messenger RNA of Cynoglossus semilaevis (tongue sole), 2989 nucleotides long. It is a transcript of the gene lrch4, whose product is annotated as leucine-rich repeats and calponin homology (CH) domain containing 4. Gene Ontology annotation, cellular component: cytoplasm. The record is from RefSeq and is a predicted model, not a curated record. Gene Ontology annotation, molecular function: protein binding. The transcript has 18 exons. Lineage: Eukaryota; Metazoa; Chordata; Actinopteri; Pleuronectiformes; Cynoglossidae. Bases 248 to 2392 code for a protein of 714 amino acids.